AUGUCAACUGCUGAAGUGGUGGUUUCCUGGGAAGUGUUGGCGCCAGAAUUAGAAAAGACAUGCAAUGAUUCAUUGGUUUCUAAUAGAUCCCCUUAUUUAGCUAAUAUUUUAGAAUUAAUUAAGGACAAAAAACUUUCUGAUUCUGAUCUGGCACGUGUUUCUGUUGUCUUGUUGAAGACGUUUACUAUAUACCAAGAUUAUAAGUCCAAAAAAUUGGUUAUUUCUAUUUUCCUUGAGAUUUUACAAUUGCAACCAGCCUUUUUAGAAAAGUACAUUCAUUUCAUUUCUGAACAAGUGAUAAAGAAGCCAGGUACGAAAGCUGUUUCUGAUUAUUUAAAUAUUUUGGAAUGGAUUGACGCAUUCUGGAAAUACGCAAGUAAAGAUAUAACUAUUUUUGAGGAAAAUGCUGUAAAAUUAUUACAGUCGCAAAUUUGCACAUCUGCAGCAAUUGAAAUCUCUAUUGAUAACCAUGAGCAUUCAAGGAAGACUCUCGAAAAACAAAACCAACAUAGGAGGAGAAUUCGUCAUAGCGUAUUACAAUCUAAUAUUAAGACCUUUGUAUCUGUUUUUAGAAAUAAUAAGGAUACUGCUGAACAUUAUAUGAACUUUAUAUGUAAAACUGUUCUUGAGGAUUAUACUAAGCUUUCAUUACCAGUAUCUGGUAUUUUGAUCAUCUUGGGUUCUUUAACUCAAUCAACUCUCCAAUUAUUUUCUCAGCAACCAGUUUUAAACAACAUUCUCAGAGUAAAUUAUUCAGAGAAAGCUUGUGUUUUUGUUGGUAAGGAAGUCAUCUUAGGCAAAAAUCCGCCAUCCACUUACUGUUUGGCUACUGGUUUAUCGCCAUUUAUUAAUGAAUUUGUUACUCUAGAUUUAUUUAAGAAGCAUUUUAUUCCAAACCUUGAAAAAGCUAAUCUAAGGGCCCCAGAAUUGGCCUUUAGCAUGUCAACCGAAUUUUAUCAUGCUAUAAACGCUUCUAAGAUUGAUUUGAUCGAAAUCUAUUCAUCUUCUAAACUUAUGUCUCAGUCAUUUACCUCAUUGAAAAGUACCAAAGAAGUAGUAAGAAACGCAUCGUUAAACUCAGUAAUUAUGCUAUUGAACUCCUGUGAUCCAAAAAAUACCGAUUUAAAAUGCUUAAGCAAAUUCGUAGAUGAAAUAUUUAAAAACAUAAAAUCUAAUUUGAAUGCUGAUUACAAGACAAAUGCUUCAAAGAUUUUGGUUAAUGUGCCUAUAAUAGAUAAUGAUCUUUCGAAAAAAUUGGUGAAUAAUUUAUCAGCCUAUGUUUCAAAAGAAUCUAAUGAAAUUGCCUUGGAUGCUAUGUUAUUGGCCUUCUUUAAACAUUACUUUCUUUUAAAUGAACAGAUCGAAAAUAUCAAUAAAGUUAUCAGCGAUGGUCUGAAGGAAAAAAAGCCAGUCUUGAAAAAAAUUUGGAAUCAAUGUUUCCUAGAGUGUUCUGAAUAUGCAACAACAGAUAUUUUAUGCACCUUCUCGGCUGAGUGCUUAGAUUUUAUUAAAGAUACUUUAUCACAUCAUCCUAAAACAAAUCAGCGAGCAAAUUUGUCUUCUUUCCAAUUUAUAAAUCGUAUUAACGUUUUAAAAAUAGAACAAAUUCAAAAAGCUAUUGGCCUUAUUUUUGAAUCUUUACCUUCAACCACUUUGGGUGUUUCAUUUUUGGAGUUAACUUUAUCUACUGUCUUAUCCUCUGAAGAGCGUUUAUUAGCAGUUCAAUUAUUAAAACAGUUAUUUAGCAUUUAUCCAAGCAUAAUUGGGUUCAGUAUCAUUAGCUCUUUAGAGGAAAAAAUUAACACUAUUAUUGAGGAUACAACCGAGAACACUACUUCGUACAGUUAUAUUUCAUCUGUUUUUGACGCUAUUAGUCAACCACUUGAGAAUAAGGAAAUUCUCUCUAAGAUUUUAAUUCGUAAUUUAAUUGUCGCUCAAAGCAAAUUCUUCCGUUUGAAAAAUGGAUGGGCUAGUUUAGCCUUGUCUGCUGGUUUAGAUCCAUUCAACAUUAUUAAGGAUCAUUCAACUGAGCUAGUGGAACGUAUUUCUUCCAUUAUGUUAGACAAAAACAUGACUAAAACAGAAAUAUACUAUUGUGCCAGUAAAGCUGCUUCUUAUGCAACAUUCAUUAACCCAACAGUUAUGGCACCAUUAAUUACUGAUUUGAUAAAUAGAGAUCUUAAUACGGAGGAAUUAUUCCAUAUUACAGCAGAAGAUUUACAGAUUUGGUCAGGAUUGGAAGGUGAAUUAGUAAUCAAUGUAUUAGACAAAGAUAUUGCUAAAAAAUUAUCUGAUAAAAACCGUAAGGAUUACGAAACUUUGAAAUGGGAACAGAGUAUUAGAAAAGAGCAAGCAAAGAAAAAUGUUAAAAAACUAUCAAAAGAAGAGCAAAUAUUGGUUAAUGCUCAAUUAGAAAAAGAAUCACAAAUUAGAACUAGAAUCACAAAAUUACAGUUAUCUUUAUUCCGUUCUAUUAAUAUUAUCGACAUUUUAAGUAAUGAUGCUACACUAGCUAGUAAUGGUGCUGAAAUUUGGUAUCCGGUUGCUGUAAAUGCUUUAUUAAAGUUGACCCAAACUUCUAAUUCAUUUCAUUUAAUUGACACUCAAGCUAUUGAUACUUUUCUAAACCUUUCAAAGAAUAUGUCUUCCAGAUUAGAAAAAACAAGAUUUUUUAUUGGUUUGGCUACUCUUCGUGUUCAUAAUGUGAACCAUAUACCAGAUAACUUUACCCAAGAGCCAAUAUCGGAAUUACUCACCAGAAUCCUUUUCAAAGUAAAGUUCAUUGCAGAUAGAAAGCCAUUAGAUGCAUUAAGUUUGACUUAUUUGUUACCAUUAUUAAUUGUUGUUUUGGAAGAAGGUAAAAAAGCUGCUAUUAGCAAUGCUGAUAAGCCAAUUUCUAGAAGUGAUUUUGUUGAAGAAGAUAAAAAUGAAGAACAUUUAAUGCUAGCAAUGGAGAUUGUCGCUGUUCAUGCUGAAGUUUUCGAAGAUCCUUCAAUUCCAAGAGUUCCAAUCUUGACAGUUUUAUUCUCUCUACUGGCUUUACCCUCUCAAGCCAAGAUGGCUAAAGAGUGUUUUAAUUCCUUAUCUCAAUCAAUCUCAACAGCUCCAACUUCCGAAGAUCUUACUGUAAUUUUAUCUUCAAUACUAUCACCAAACCCAUUCGUUCGUGCAACCAUUUUGGAAGCUAUAGAUGGUGAAUUUGAACUGGAACCAUUCAUGAACUUUUCUCCAGAAAUUUAUAUUUGCCGAUUUGAUUCAGAAGAAUCUAAUAGAGAAACUGCAAAUUUUAUUUGGGAUUUUAGCAAGUUUGAAAUUACAGAUGAAUUGCCAUCUAAUUUAUUAAAUUUCUUUAAGCAAUCUGAUAGUGGUUUACGUUUGUUUGCAGCUAGAGCUUUUGCUGCUUCUGUCUUACAUCUUAAAGAGACAAAUUUACAUGCUUUGGAUUCUUACUUAAAGUUACUAAUUAGCUUUUAUAAAGAAAAAGCUCAACCUUUAGAAGAUAUGCUGGAUGAAUAUGGUUUGGUUAUAACAACUGCUGCUGAGCGUGAGGAUCCUUGGGAAGCAAGAAGCACAAUAGCAAUUGCUUUAAGAGAAUUAUCUGAUGUUUUUACUGAGGAAGGAGAUACUAUUAUCUCUGUUAUCAGGUUCCUCAUUGAAGAUGGAGCUUUGGGUGAUAGAAACUUAUUGGUAAGACAAGAAAUGAAGGAAGCAGGUGUAGAAAUCAUUACGGAACAUGGUGCUAAGAAGGUUGAAGAAUUGAUUCCGGUAUUCGAAGAGUCAUUGACGGCAUACCAAGAUGCAGCAAUUAAAGAAAAUGUUAUUAUCCUUUAUGGUUCAUUAGCUACACAUUUACCUAAAGGUGAUGCAAGAAUUACUACUAUUGUUGAAAGAUUAUUAAAUACAUUAGAUACCCCAUCAUCUGACGUUCAGCAAGCCGUUUCUCAAUGUUUAUCUCCAUUGGUAAAGAUGUUUAGUAAGGACGUUGAAUCCUAUAUUAACACUCUAAUGGAUAAACUUUUAAAUCCUACUAUUCCAAAAUCAAUUCGUAAGGGUGCUGCUUGGGGUAUUGCUGGUCUAGUUCAAGGUUAUGGUAUUUCUGCAUUAUCUGAUUUUGAUAUCAUUCGUAAUUUGAUCGAAGCUGCUGAAGAUAAAAAGGAGGCCAUUAGGCGUGAAUCUGUUGCGUAUGCCUUUGAAUAUUUGUCAAAGUCUUUAGGUAAAUUUUUCGAGCCAUAUGUUAUUGAGGUUUUACCGAAUAUUUUAAAAAACCUAGGUGAUUCAGUACCAGAUGUUAGACACGCUACAGCUGAAGCAACUAAAGCUAUUAUGGCUCAUACUACAAGUUUUGGUAUCAAAAAAUUGAUUCCUGUUGCAGUUUCAAACUUGGACGAAAUCUCCUGGAGAACAAAGAGGGGCUCCGUCGAAUUGUUAGGUAAUAUGGCCUACUUGGACCCUACUCAGCUAUCAAACUCCUUAGCAACCAUUAUUCCAGAAAUUGUUGGUGUUUUGAAUGAUUCCCAUAAAGAAGUUCGUAAAUCUGCUGAUGAGUCACUAAAGCGUUUUGGUGAAGUCAUUAGAAAUCCAGAAAUUCAAAAAUUAGUUCCAGCAUUGAUUAAAGCUAUUGGUGACCCAACAAAUUAUACUGAAGAAGCCUUAGAUUCCUUAAUUCAAACUCAAUUUGUUCAUUAUAUUGACGGUCCAUCUCUGGCAUUGAUUAUUCACGUCAUUCAUCGUGGUAUGCAUGAAAGAUCUGCUAAUACUAAGAGGAAAGCAUGUAAGAUUGUCGGUAAUAUGGCUAUUUUGGUUGAUUCAAAGGAUUUAAUUCCUUACUUGCAACAAUUAAUCGAUGAAGUAGAGAUUGCAAUGGUCGAUCCUGUGCCAAGUACUAGGGCAACUGCAGCACGUGCAUUAGGUGCUCUUGUGGAAAGAUUAGGUGAAGCUCAAUUCCCUGAUUUGAUUCCAAGUCUGUUUGCUACAUUAGAGGAUGAUAACAGAUCAGGCGACCGUCUAGGGUCUGCUCAAGCUCUAGCGGAAGUUAUUAGUGGUUUAGGUGUUUCAAAAUUGGAAGAAUUGUUACCAUCUAUUCUAUCUGGUGUCACAAACUUUCGUGCGUAUGUGAGGGAAGGUUUCAUGCCAUUAUUACUUUUCUUGCCAGUCUGUUUUGGUACUCAAUUUGCGCCUUAUAUUAAUCAGACUAUCCAGCCCAUUUUAGCUGGUUUGGCUGAUACUGAUGAAAGCAUACGUGAGACGGCUCUAAAGGCUGGUAAAUUAAUCGUUAGAAAUUACGCUACAAAGGCCAUUGAUUUAUUAUUACCUGAAUUGGAACAAGGUAUGUUCAAUGAAAAUGAACGUAUUCGUCUAUCUUCGGUUCAAUUAACAGGUGAUUUGUUAUUCCAAGUUACCGGUAUUUCCUCCAAAAAUGAAUUCGACGAAGAAUCUGAAUACAGCGGUGAAGUUACUAAAAAGAUGGUUGAGAUUUUGGGUCAAGAACGUCGUGAUAAAAUCCUUGCUGCCUUAUUUGUCUGUAGAAAUGAUACUUCUGGUAUUGUCAGAGCUAAUACUGUUGAUAUUUGGAAGGCAUUGGUUCCUAAUACACCUCGUACUAUAAAGGAGAUUUUACCCACUUUAACUGGUAUGAUUGUUUCCAAGCUGGGUUCAACUUCAGUUACAUUACGUAAUAUUGCUGCUCAAACUUUGGGUGAUCUAGUUCGUCGUGUUGGUAGUAAUGCUAUGUCUCAAUUAUUGCCAACUUUAGAGGAAAAUGUGAACUCUUCCGAUGAUUCUAACUCUAGACAAGGUAUUUGUAUUGCAUUAACCGCUUUAAUUGAACCUUCUUCUGCGGAAUCAUUGGAACAAUAUCAAUCUAUUAUUGUUAAUAUCAUCCGUACCACAUUAAUUGAUGGUAGCGAAGCUGUCAGACAAUCAGCAGCUUCUGUAUUUGAUGUGUACCAAAAUGUAGUUGGUAAGGUUGCUGUAGACGAAAUUCUACCAUAUUUAUUAAACAUCCUAAAGUCUUCGGAAAACUCAGAGAAUGCAUUAUUGGGUUUACAAGAAAUUAUGGCGACAAAAUCAGAAGUAAUUUUCCCAAUUUUAAUACCUACCUUAUUGACUCAGCCAAUUGAUGGAUUUAGAGCUUCUGCUCUGGGCUCCUUAGCAGAAGUGGCUGGAUCUGCAUUAUACAGAAGAUUAUCUACAAUUAUCAACUCAUUAGUUGAUAGUUUAAUUAUUAAGGAUAUCUCCACUGAAAAUAGAGAGUCAUUAGAACAAAGUUUUGAUAAAGUAUUAUUAUCAGUGAACGACAACGAAGGUUUGCAUCCAUUAUUACAACAAAUAAUGUCAUUAUUAAAGAGCGAGAAUCUGGAAAAGCGUGUGGUUAUUUUAAACCGUUUACCCAACUUUUUUGAAUAUACUACAUUAGAUUAUGACAUUUACACACCUGAUUUGGUUUCUCGUGAAAUCCCAUCAUUAGAUCAUGAAGAUCCAACAAUCGUUAAUGGGGCCUUUAAAACUCUAUCUGUUCUAAUUAAGAAGCAAGACAAAUCAAUGCUAGAAAAGCUAGUAAUUCCAACUAAACAGGCGUUACACUUAACUGGUAAGGAAGGAACAGAUAUCGCCGCAUUUGCUUUACCUAGAGGUCCGGGUUGUAUUUUACCUAUAUUUUUACAUGGUUUAUUGUAUGGUUCAAAUGACGAGCGUGAAGCAUCUGCUUUAGCUAUUGCGGAUAUUGUCUCUAAGACACCAGCAGCUAACCUAAAACCAUUUGUAAGUGUUAUUACUGGUCCAUUAAUUCGUGUUGUUGGUGAAAGAUUUGGCGGUCAUAUUAAAGCUGCUAUCUUAUAUGCAUUGAAUAUUUUGUUUAGUAAGAUUCCACAAUUUUUAAGACCAUUUAUUCCCCAAUUACAAAGAACUUUUGUUAAAUCUUUAUCCGAUCCAACUCAUGAAAUAUUACGUCUACGUGCUGCUAAAGCUCUUGGUACUUUGAUCGAGUAUCAACCAAGAGUAGAUCCUUUAGUUAUUGAAUUAGUUACAGGUACCAAACAAGCAGCAAAUGAUGGUAUUAAAACUGCAAUGUCAAAUGCCUUAUUGGAAGUUAUUAUCAAGGCAGGUUCUAAAUUGAAUGAGAAUUCUAAAGCAGCUAUAAUUAACUUAGUUGAAGAAGAAUUCUUUUCAAGUAGUGAUAGUUUAGCUGUUGCAUACGCUAAAUUGAUUGGUUCUCUAUCAGAGCUUUUAUCAGUUGAUGAAGCUAAGCAUAUUUUAACAGAUAAGGUAUUAAACAGCUCAUUAACUGGUGAUAAUGCAAGAUUUGCCAUAUUGACGUUGAAUUCAUUUUUAAAGGAUGCCCCUUCUCAUAUUUUUAACACUGAUUUGAGAGAUCAGUUUGUUGACUUCAUUAUCGCAGCUAUUCAAUCUAACGAACUAUAUAUCAGUAGAAAUGGUUUGAUGGCUGCAGGUAAAAUGCUAUUAUUAGAAGGUGAAACAAAAUCUCCAAUGUCUAAGAUUUUAUCUGAAAAAUCCUUUGAAAUUGGUACCAGUAACAUUGAAAGAUUAGUUAAUGAGUUGGGUAUUCAAAUAUUAGAAAACGCAGAUCACUCCCCUGAAACUAGAAGAUUAGCUAUCGUAAUUGUUAGAACCCUAUCUAGAUUCAAGUAUGAAGAAUGUAUCAAGCCAUAUUAUGAUGUUUUAGGUGUUUCGGUAUUUACUUGUAUUCGUGCAACAAUCAUCCCAGUCAAAUUAGCAGCUGAAAAAGCUUAUUUAGCUAUGUUCAGAUUGGUUGAGGAGGAAGAUAUGUCAUCAUUUAAUGAAUGGUUUGACAAAAUCUCGAAGAACGGUUCAAAUAUUGAGACUAUAACUGGUGUUCCGGUACAAUUGAGAUCAAUAGGUGAUUACACCAAGAGAGUAGGUAAAAGAUUAGGUAGUGUUGAAAGAGAAAGAAUCGCAGCUGGUGGUGAUGCAGAAGCUAUGUUCAGUGACAGAUUUGAAGAUGAAAAAGAAAUCUGGGCCAUUGGAGAUAUUGAAUUGGAAAAAGACAUUUGA
Henningerozyma blattae CBS 6284 is the source of this 8031-nucleotide messenger RNA. RefSeq names its product Gcn1p (gene GCN1). The transcript has a single exon. The record is from RefSeq and is a predicted model, not a curated record. Bases 1 to 8031 code for a protein of 2676 amino acids. Gene Ontology annotation, cellular component: cytosol. Gene Ontology annotation, biological process: cellular response to amino acid starvation; regulation of translation. NCBI's taxonomy places the organism in Eukaryota, Fungi, Ascomycota, Saccharomycetes, Saccharomycetales, Saccharomycetaceae. Gene Ontology annotation, molecular function: protein kinase regulator activity.